Molecule: messenger RNA, 6920 nt
Organism: Amblyraja radiata (thorny skate)
Lineage: Eukaryota; Metazoa; Chordata; Chondrichthyes; Rajiformes; Rajidae
Gene: kif1b
Product: kinesin family member 1B
Exons: 50
Coding region: 392-5884 (1830 amino acids)
Biological process (GO): microtubule-based movement
Molecular function (GO): microtubule binding; microtubule motor activity; ATP binding
Source: RefSeq, a predicted model, not a curated record
CCCAGGGAGCAGCAGCCGGCCGGCGCUGUGACUUCGCUCCGCCGCUUCUACGCUGCGAAUUUAAUGUAGAACAAAAAUCUUUGCUUCCCUCUUUUCGUGUUUGCAUUUGGAUUUUUGCUCCCUGGCGGUGCAUUAGCUCGAAUGCGCUUGUCCGGGGGGAGAUUGGGGACUGCUCGGGGCUGAAGCGGGCUGGAUUGGGAGCGGGGGAGCCCGGGUUGUCUGUCUGUCAUGGGCUUGGAGUGCGGUGACACAUCGGCCACUAUUGUAUCCGCCCGCCGCCCGCUGUAACAUUGUAGCCGCCGCUCAGCCCCAGCUCAGCAUCUCCCUCAACCUCGCCGUCUGCACCUCAAGGAACCGGUCGCUGUGAGUCGGAGAGAGAGAAAAAGGCAAGAUGUCUGGGGCAUCCGUCAAGGUGGCUGUCCGUGUGAGACCCUUUAACACUCGGGAGAUCAACAAGGACUCCAAAUGCAUCAUUCAGAUGCAAGGCAACAUCACCACUAUUUUUAACCCGAAGAAUCCAAAGGAUUCACCAAAGACCUUCAGCUUCGAUCACUCGUACUGGUCACAUACUUCGACUGAAGAUCCAUCCUUUGCGUCACAGAGUCAAGUCUACAAUGACAUUGGCAAAGAAAUGCUGCAGCAUUCCUUCGAGGGUUACAAUGUGUGCAUUUUUGCAUACGGGCAGACCGGGGCCGGGAAAUCCUAUACGAUGAUGGGAAAACAGGAUAAAGACCAUCAAGGAAUAAUCCCACAGCUUUGUGAAGACCUCUUUGAAAAAAUAAACGACAACAGCAAAUCUGACAUGUCCUACUCAGUGGAGGUGAGUUACAUGGAGAUUUAUUGUGAGAGGGUUCGGGAUCUGUUGAAUCCCAAGACCAAAGGAAACCUGCGGGUUCGAGAGCAUCCAUUGCUGGGUCCUUACGUUGAAGACCUUUCCAAACUGGCUGUUACGUCAUACACGGAUAUUGCGGAUCUCAUGGAUGCCGGGAACAAAGCCAGAACUGUAGCAGCAACAAACAUGAACGAGACCAGCAGCAGAUCCCACGCUGUCUUCACCAUAGUUUUUACACAGAAGAGGCACGAUGUGGAAACUGACCUUUGUACAGAAAAGGUCAGCAAAAUUAGCCUGGUUGAUCUGGCUGGCAGCGAGAGAGCAGACUCCACCGGGGCUAAAGGAACAAGAUUAAAGGAAGGAGCAAAUAUCAACAAAUCACUCACAACAUUGGGAAAAGUCAUCUCUGCCCUUGCCGAAGUGGAUAAUGCUCCCAGUAAGAGUAAGAAGAAAAAGAAGACUGAUUUUAUUCCAUACAGAGACUCUGUGCUGACGUGGCUUCUGAGAGAGAAUUUGGGUGGGAACUCACGGACUGCAAUGGUUGCUGCCCUCAGUCCAGCUGACAUUAACUACGAUGAAACUCUCGGCACUUUAAGAUACGCGGACCGUGCGAAGCAGAUCAAGUGCAACGCGGUGAUCAACGAGGAUCCAAAUGCUAAACUGAUCCGGGAGCUGAAGGAUGAAGUCAUGCGAUUGAAGGACUUGCUCUGCUCCCAGGGCCUCGGCGAUAUCUUAGACAUUGAGCCAAUGACUGAUGAUUACUCUGGAAGUGGAUUCAAAUAUUUGAAAGAGAUACAGAACAGUAACCAUAAGUACAAACUAGCCUCAGGAAAUCAAAGGCCUGGCCAUUUCUCCACAGCGCCAGUGGGCUCACUAGCAGCCUCGCCAUCUUCCACCUCGCUGAGCAGCCAGGCAGCUAUUCAAUCCGUGACCAGCCUGCAAGAGCGGAUAAUGUCUACUCCCGGCGGCGAAGAGGCCAUUGAACGCUUAAAGGAAUCUGAAAAGAUCAUCGCUGAGCUGAAUGAGACUUGGGAAGAAAAACUUCGGAAAACCGAAGCAAUUAGGAUGGAAAGAGAGGCUCUUUUGGCUGAAAUGGGAGUCGCUAUACGUGAGGAUGGAGGCACCCUGGGAGUGUUCUCCCCUAAAAAGACGCCGCAUCUUGUGAACCUCAAUGAAGAUCCUCUCAUGUCCGAGUGUCUGCUGUACUACAUUAAAGAUGGCACCACAAGGGUUGGCCAGACGGAAGCACAGAGACGCCAGGAUAUUGUUCUCAGUGGAGCCCACAUCCGAGAAGAACAUUGCAGCUUCAGGAGCGACAAGAAUCAAACUGGAGAAGUUAUCGUGACUUUGGUGCCCUGUGAAGGAUCUGAAACCUAUGUGAAUGGCAAACGCGUCAUCAAUCCAGUAAAAUUACGUUCAGGGAAUCGCAUAAUAAUGGGCAAGAAUCACGUUUUCCGAUUCAACCAUCCAGAGCAGGCGCGCGCUGAGCGAGAGAAGACCCCGUCUGCUGAGACCCCGGUCGAACCCGUUGACUGGGCCUUUGCCCAGCGAGAACUUCUUGAAAAACAAGGCAUUGAUAUGAAGCAGGAGAUGGAGAAAAGACUUCAGGAAAUGGAGAUCUUGUACAAGAAGGAGAAAGAGGAGGCAGACCUACUUCUGGAACAACAGCGCUUGGACUAUGAAAGUAAACUGGAAGCGUUACAGAAGCAAGUGGAAACCCGCUCUCUAGCUGCAGAAACAACUGAAGAGGAAGAUGAGGAGGAUGAAGAGGAGGAGGAAGCACACUGGACCCAGCAUGACUUCGAGCUGGCUGAGUGGGCAUUCAGGAAGUGGAAGUAUCACCAAUUCACAUCCCUACGGGACUUGCUUUGGGGCAAUGCCGUCUACCUGAAGGAGGCGAAUGCUAUUAGUGUUGAGCUGAAGAAGAAGGUACAAUUCCAGUUUGUGCUGCUCACAGACACGCUAUAUUCGCCACUUCCUCCUGAAUUACUCCCUGCUGAGGCAGAGUUGGAUCGGGAAGCCCGGCUGUUCCCCAGGACUGUGGUUGCGGUGGAAGUACAGGAUCUGAAGAAUGGCGCCACGCAUUAUUGGUCUCUGGAAAAACUCAAGCAAAGGUUGGAACUGAUGCGUGAGAUGUACGAUCGUGCUGGCGAAAUGGCCUCCAACGCACAGGAUGAGAGUGAGAACGUCAUGACGGGCAGAGACCCAUUCUACGACCGCUUCCACUGGUUUAAACUCGUGGGAAGUUCCCCAAUUUUCCACGGCUGUGUGAACGAGCAUCUUGCUGAUCGCACACCCUCGCCCACCUUCUCCACAGCUGACUCUGACAUCACUGAGCUUGCUGAUGAACAACAGAGCGAGAUCGAAGACUUGGAUGACGAGGCCUUUGUGGACGACACUAGCUCAGAUCUGGGCAACGAAGAGGGCUCUGACAUCUUCAGCGAUGGACAGGAUCCAUUUUAUGACCGGUCCCCCUGGUUCAUUUUAGUGGGAAGAGCAUUUGUUUACCUCAGCAAUUUGCUGUAUCCCGUCCCCCUUGUUCACAGAAUUGCUAUAGUUAGUGAGAAGGGAGAGGUCCGGGGGUUCCUCCGAGUGGGGGUUCAGGCCAUCACAGCUGAUGAAGAGGCCCCAGAUUAUGGAUCGGGCGUGCGUCAGUCCGGGACUGCUAAAAUCUCAUUCGACGAUGAGUACUACAGAGAGAGUGGCAUUUCUUCCAUGGUAAUGUCACGCUCAGGGCUGUCGAUGGAGGAACUCAGGAUUGUGGAAGGGCAAGGUCAAAGUACAGAUGUGGUAACCCCAUCAGAGGAGAUGAACAGAUUCAACGAGUACGGUUUUAAAUCAAGUACGGAAUUGGACCCCAAGUUAUCUUCCGAGGGGAUAUCUGAUGAAGGCGUUGAACAUCUAAAAAUCGGCAGCGUUUUCACUUUCCGGGUGACGGUGUUGCAAGCCAGUGGGAUCCCGGCUGAAUACGCAGACAUCUUUUGUCAGUUCAAUUUCCUACAUCGCCAUGACGAGGCCUUCUCCACGGAGCCCCUAAAGAACGGCGGUCGAGGAACACCCCUCGGCUUUUACCACGUACAGAACAUUGCUGUCGAAGUAACGGAAUCCUUCUCUGAAUACAUCAAGACCAAGCCCAUUGUGUUUGAGGUGUUUGGACAUUAUCAGCAGUACCCUUAUUAUUUCCAAGGACAGGAUUUUAUCAGAACACCACAACCAGCACGCAAAUAUUUCCCUCCUCCGAUGCCUCUCUCAAAACCAGUUCCAGCCACCAAGGUGAAUGCCGUGAGCAAACCCAGCCGGGGGCAAUGCGUUAGCAAGUACGACCUCCUCGUCUGGUUUGAGAUCAGCGAGCUGGAGCCGACAGGAGAAUACAUCGCUGCUGUUGUGGAUCACAGUGGAGGGAUGCCCUGUCAAGGCACUUACCUGCUUCACCAGGGAAUUCAGCGCAGGAUUACGGUCACUAUCGUGCAUGAGAAGGGCAGUGAACUUCACUGGAAGGACGUUCGAGAGCUGGUUGUCGGACGCAUCAGGAAUAAACCCAAGGUGGAUGAAGCUGCUGUCGAUGCCGUUUUAUCUUUGAAUAUUAUUUCUGCAAAGCAUAUCAAAUCUUCAAAUGACGCUCACAGGCUAUUUCUUGAUUUGGAUUUACCUAGAAGUUUUUAUCGGUUCGAGGCCGUUUGGGACAGCUCCUUGCACAAUUCCCUCCUUCUGAACCGCGUGACUCCAUAUGGAGAAAGAAUCUACAUGACCCUUUCAGCAUACCUGGAGCUGGACCAUUGCAUUCAGCCAGCGGUGAUCACCAAAGAUAUCUGCAUGGUCUUCUACUCCCGGGAUGCCAAGAUCUCGCCUCCACGUUCCCUGCGUAACCUGUUUGGCAGUGGCUACGCAAAGACACCCGACUGUAACCGAAUAAGUGGGGUUUAUGAGCUUAGUCUGUGUAAAAUGUCAGACACAGGGAGCCCUGGGAUGCAAAGAAGGAGAAGGAAAAUUUUGGAUACCUCGGUUGCCUACGUGAGAGGAGAGGAGAAUUUGGCCGGCUGGAGGCCCCGUGGGGACAGCCUCAUCCUGGAACACCAGUGGGAGCUGGAAAAACUGGACAUCCUGCAUGAGGUUGAGCGGACUCGCCAUCUCCUGCUGCUGAGGGAGAAGCUGGGUGAAGCGCCGCCCAAGUCUCUCUGCGACUCCAUCUCUCCGAGUAUGAGCAGCGGCACGCUCAGCACCUCCACCAGCAUCUCCUCCCAGAUAUCCACCACCACCUUCGAGAGCGCCGUCACACCCAGCGAGAGCAGUGGGUACGACUCUUCGGACAUCCAGAGCCUGGUGGACCGUGAGAAGGAGCUGGCGACCAAGUGCCUGCGACUUCUAAUGCACACCUUUAACAAGGAUCUGAACCAGGUGUGCAGUAGCAUCAGUGACAGUAAGCUGUCGGAUGUCAACUCCCCCAUCGGUCGCGAUGCAUCGGUCUCCAGCUUCAGCAGCAGCACACUGACCCCCUCUUCCACCUGCCCAUCACUCGCAGACUCCAGGUGUAACUCGGUCGACCAGAAGACUCCUGAUGCCAACACUAGAUCAUCCAGUCCCUGCAUGGAGUUUGAUGGCUUCCCUAUGGUUACGCGAGUGGAAACCUCAUACUUGGCCAGAGCUGGGAAGAAUGAAUUCCUGAACCUUCUUCCUGACAUUGAAGAGAUCAGAACUGGCCCUGUGGUGUCAAAGAAGGGAUACCUGCACUUCAUGGAGCCACUGUCUAAUUCUUGGGUGAAACACUACGUUGCUAUCCGGCGUCCCUACGUGUUCAUGUACAACAGCGACAAGGACCCCGUGGAGCGAGGAAUUCUGAACCUGUCCACUGCCCAAGUGGAGUACAGUGAAGACCAGCAGGCAAUGCUGAAGACGGCUAAUACAUUUGCAGUGUGCACAAAGCAUCGUGGAAUCCUGCUGCAAGCAAGCAAUGACAAGGAUAUGUAUGACUGGUUGUAUGCUUUUAAUCCAUUGCUGGCCGGUUCAAUCAGGUCGAAACUCGCUCGAAGACGUUCAGGGCAACCGACAGUGUGAAGGCGAACCUUCUGCGGAGAGCAAGAAAUGACGUGGAUAUUCUGACUUGCCCUCUGAACAUUCAAGUGUUGCUGUUAACCUUUGUGAUCCUUGACUAUUUCUCCCGUACAUGUAGACCUGUGGCUUAACUCUCUGUCUGACCACCUUUUUUUAUUUUCUAGUUCACAGAAUGCUUUUCCGUUACAUCCGUCCCAAUCUGGUAGUAGCAUGUUGUAAAAUAGUCAAGUGCCAGCACGAUUAACCACUUUCCUCCACUCUCCUGCUGUUUUUCUCGUGUCUGUAGGAUGUCAUUGUCUGUGCUACCUAGCGAAAUGCAGCCUCUGGACUGUGACUGCAUGAUAACCACAACUGGCAUCAGGCUGUAAGUUGAGGCAGGACAGAGAGGGGCAGACUCCUGCCCGAUGAGUGAUGUUAUAGGGUAGCUGUUCCUUUCAGGAACAGGGUUGUGCGUGUGUGCUGGAAUAUUGUUUCCUGAUCCCCGGUACUUGGGAAUGCUGCAGUUACCAGGGAGGCAGCAGCUGUGAACUUGGCGGGAUUACGCUGGUCUAGUGUGGUAGAGGGUGAGACUCAUUCUGGGGAAACAUUGUCCCUCUACACAUGAUGAGAAAGCGAGCGGCUUUGAACAGAUGACUCACUUUUAACAUAUGACUCGCUAAUCAGUCGCGUUGCAGGAUAGCACUGAGAACUACCAGGGAAAACGAUCGAAGUUCUAUGCCGCUGUCCACACAGAAGCUGGGGUGUUGGGGCUCUCCUUGCCCUGUCCAUGUUUGCUUUGAGUGUGCUUGUGUACCUACCUACAGGGACAAGUUUGCCAUGGGCCUCUCUGUACGCAAUGGCUGGACUUGGCCGGCAAUGCAUGUAUGUGGCUGAGGCUUGUUGGUGAGAAGAUGCCUGUGUUAUUUCAGUGAGGGAGUGUUCUUUGGAGGGUAGUCAUCGCGGGUCGGGAGGAAUGUCCUGAAAUAGCUGACCGCCAUGCCAAAUGGGGAACUGGAAAUGCUCCACAACUCAUGCACCAAGCUGCAUUUCCCUCAUACUC